Exophiala aquamarina CBS 119918 is the source of this 1266-nucleotide messenger RNA. RefSeq lists its product as uncharacterized. NCBI's taxonomy places the organism in Eukaryota, Fungi, Ascomycota, Eurotiomycetes, Chaetothyriales, Herpotrichiellaceae. Gene Ontology annotation, molecular function: fumarylacetoacetase activity. Gene Ontology annotation, biological process: L-phenylalanine catabolic process; L-tyrosine catabolic process; homogentisate catabolic process. The coding region runs from base 1 to 1266 and encodes 421 amino acids. The transcript is spliced from 3 exons. The record is from RefSeq and is a predicted model, not a curated record.
AUGGGAUUCAAACCUACAGUGCCUGAAGGCUCCCCUUUCACGCUGCAAAAUAUACCAUUUGGAGUGUUCUCAACGAAGCAAGAUCCCUCACCGCGGUGUGCAACGGCAAUUGGAGAUUAUGCCCUCGACCUCCGGAGCUUGAGUAAGUCUGGCUUCUUCGAGAAGUCCUCGGUAAAGGACGCUCUAUCACAGAUCAAUCUCAACGACUUUGCUGCUCUACCCGCCAAGACAAGAAGAGCAGUGCGAGAGCAUCUUAUAUCGGCACUCAAAGAGGGAACCCUUCCUGAGGACAUCGCACACAAGUUGUCUGAGGUCCAGUCGCACUUACCAGUAAACAUCCCUGGUUAUACCGACUUCUUUUGCUCGCUAGAGCACUGUCAAAAUUGCUCGCCGAUGAGCGGUGGAAAGAUCCCAGAAAACUUCUUCAAUGCGCCCUCGGCAUAUAAUGGCCGAGCAUCAAGUGUCAUCCCUUCGCCAUCACUAGUCCGUCGACCGAGAGGGGUCUUCUGGAAGCCUGGCAACAAGGAAGCGGAGUACGGCGUCUCCAAACUAGUCGAUUUUGAGCUUGAGAUGGGCUACAUCGUCUCAAAAUCAGUUCCGUAUGGAGAAACCAUAAAAGUGGACGAUGCUCCCGACCAUAUCUUUGGGUUCGUCCUCUUGAACGACUGGUCAAGUCGAGACAUCCAAAUUCACGAAAUGCCUCCAUUGGGUCCGUUCAAUUCCAAAUCUUUUGGUACCACGAUUUCUCCCUGGAUCAUCACCUUGGACGCUUUAGAUGCAUUCAGGACUGCGCCAAAGCAUAAGACAAGCCCGCUUGAGCAUUUGAGAUUCGCCGACUUUGACCGUGGAACAUUCGAUGUCAAAUUGGCCGCUCAUCUCGAACGAGACGGGAAGCGCCAUAAGCUUUGCACGAGCAAUCUAAGUUACCUGUACUGGACUCCCUUCCAACAGCUGACGCAUCACGCUUCGGCUAACUGUGGAAUCCGCACGGGUGAUACAAUGGGGACUGGCACCAUAUCGGGAGCUGGUAUUGAUGAAGGCGGCAACAAGUAUGAGUUGGGCUGCUUAUUUGAAGCAACGCAACAUGCGACUAAGCCACUGCAACUUGAAGGUGGAGUCGAGGUAGGCUACCUCCUCGAUGGCGAUUCCGUGAUACUAUCGGCGUGGUGCGAGGACGCUGAUGGUAAGCAUGUUCUGGGCUUUGGCGAAUGCCGUGGGCAGCUGGUUGGCCCUGAUGCACCAAUCCACAAUGUAACGGAAUAUUAA